Molecule: messenger RNA, 2382 nt
Organism: Patiria miniata (bat star)
Lineage: Eukaryota; Metazoa; Echinodermata; Asteroidea; Valvatida; Asterinidae
Product: ubiquitin carboxyl-terminal hydrolase 24-like
Exons: 11
Coding region: 56-1687 (543 amino acids)
Source: RefSeq, a predicted model, not a curated record
CGGCGAUCGUCUCAGCGAGCUGACUGCUCUGGUGCGCAAGUGGGAGCACCGGGGGAUGUUCAUGGACCGCAUGCCGCCAGGGAUCCAGCGCGUCAUACGCGACAACAACCUCCAGUUCCUGUGGAACCGCGCCAUCUAUGACACCGAUUACUUCACCUUUGUCCGGAGCCUUGCAUCCUGCAAUGUGUCCUUCACACUGAGCAGUUACUACGAUUCCUGUGCCGUCACCAGCCUGCAACUAGCCUUCCAGUUUCUAUUCAACAAUUACUUCCGAACCAAAAAGAAACCCAGGUCUGAUAUAGGCGAGUGGUGGGGCUGCAUUGAGCAACUGGUCAUCCAGAGCAAGGAAGGAUCAACGUGGGCGCUGACUUUCAUGGCCAGUCCGCAAGGCCAGACGUACAUCAAGCAAUUUUUACUCGAGUGUCCCACACGUGAGGUCCGCAUCGCCUUUGGCCGCAUCAUGCAGUACAUCCUGCAGAGCUUCGUCCACUUCAGUCCGGCCUUGGUGUCUAGUUCCCAACCUCUCAAUAGCCUGAUCGAGUACCUGCUCUCGCUGCUGGACAAGGAGGUGCCAGACCACUGCAAGACGUGCCAGCAGUACUUCUGGCUUCUCAGCUCCUACCUGGAUGCGGACAUUGUAUGCUGCAAACAUCUGUUCACUAAGUCUGCCGUGCGGCGGAUCGUAACGUUCCUCUUGGGCCCACACACUGCACAGAACGAGGAGGAUGUUCAGACGAGGCGAUGGACGUCCCUGCAAACCAAAGAGUUCACUUAUCUCCACACGAUGCUGGCUGUCAUGAUCCUGUACUGUGAGGUCUCCAAGUUCAGAACAAUCGAUCAAGGGGAUUAUCCACCGAGGCAGCGGACAUUGAUCAUCCCCACCAGUAAGCCGCUAGCCAUGCCCAGCGACAUGCAACAGAUCCUCUUUGCCACGGAAGGCAUCAAGUACAUCCGGGAGGUCAUACUGAUGUUCCGUGAAGUACCCAAUGCAACCACUGCACUGCUGGACAUGCUGCUGCAUUGCUGCUACUGCAACGACACGUUCACCUUGUCCGUCAUGAUGAUGAUCCACGGUCAGGUGUCUUCAGCGCCGACCAAUGAGCUGAAGCACAUCUUGAUUCUCCUCCUGGAGCUGUUGAUGAUGGAGGACCCCCUUCAGGGCAAGCGCCUCAAGCUAGCCGUGGAAGGCAACAACAACAAUGGCCUCUUGGAGAUCAUCCGUAAAUGUACGUCCACGGACAGCCGUCGGUCCUACCAGUGCAUCAAAUUCCUGGUCCAUCUGUCCAACAAAUGCUCCAUGGCCAAAGAGUAUUUGAUGACCAUCUCGGUCCGGUGGCAGUGGGCGGUCAACUGGCUCAAGAAAAAGAUGAGCGAGCACUACUGGACGCCUCAGAAUGUCUCCAACGAAUCCAGCACGGGACGGUCCUUCCAACGCACCAUGAGUGCUCAGGACACGCUGGCCGAAGCCACCGCGCUGUUGGAUGAGCUCAACACGCGUGACGACGACGGUGAACACAUUGAGAACGACGAAGAGGAGGAGGAGUACGUCGAGGGGGACUCCAACACCAAGAUGGAGGUCAACGGGUCGUCGGAGGGGUCAGAGGUCAACGGGAAUGAAGACAGCUCCGAGUCUUCCAAGACGCUGGUCCAGGACGACGUGGGCGACUUGGACGACAUUGAUACAUAACGGCAUUUUUUUUUUCUGUUUCAGAAUUUGUAGCCAAUAGAAGAUGGUUCCUUACUCCUGGGGUCAUAAGUCAGAGGUCAUCACAGGUCAGGUUGUAGGAAACCAAGGGCCAGGUUGCGUAUUUAUUUUUUUUGCUGUCACAUCGUAUUUUAACCAAUCACAUCACACACCCUAACAUGAAUAUUUAUCACGCUGUGUGGAUGGAAGACACACAAUAGGUUUUCGUAGUGUUUUCCCUGCAAUUAACUUAUGCCAACCAACAAAAAUAUUUCAUAAAAUUGGACAAGGGUUCAAACCAUCUUGCGAUCCAUGGUUCACUUCACUAUCCACUAGGUCAAUCCUGCUUCAGCUAGGCUGGGAGCUCUCAAUUGUUGAAAACAGCCACUUGACUGAAAGGACAACUUGGCACAGAAAGUCUGUUUGCAUAGGGUGUUCAAAGCAGACAAUGAAUGCUUUUAAAAUAACAAUAUGUUUUGCCCAAGCAAGUCAGAAGUUAUAAUAACUCGCAUGCUUUGUACCUUGAGAAACCGGUUUUUGCUGAGCAGAUAUUUUCCGUGCUUACCAGAUUUCUGUUGGCCACUGUUCCUGUUCCUGUUCAAUCAUUCACUCUAGUCACUGUAAGCCAUAAUUUUGUGUGUCGCACAAUUUCUUCUAUUUUAAAGAGGUUGUGGAAUGCUCGAAGACAUUUCCGUCAU